Neurospora hispaniola is the source of this 1036-nucleotide messenger RNA. RefSeq lists its product as uncharacterized. The transcript has a single exon. The record is from RefSeq and is a predicted model, not a curated record. Bases 347 to 892 code for a protein of 181 amino acids. NCBI's taxonomy places the organism in Eukaryota, Fungi, Ascomycota, Sordariomycetes, Sordariales, Sordariaceae.
AGAAGCCCCUGAGCCCCUGAACCCUCGAGUCCCAAACGUCACCAUAGAGUUUCUUCACAUAGCAGUCCAGGAAUGGCAGGAGACUAUGGAGAACACCAAGAUUCGCGGCGCGCCCACAACCACGAGACGAAGGGACCAGUUGCUGACAGUUUUGGCUUACUACAGAUCCAGAAUCCCGACAUAUCCAUCGUUUAUAGGUAGCUUUUGGAGAAGCAUUAUCGAGUGCCGCGACCAAUCUCACACCGACGACAUUCGUUCUACCAGGCGUACAUAUACUCGUACAGCACACUCAUACACCACAUACCACCACAUAUAAGCUACACUCUUUACAUACACAAACGUCCAAAUGGAGUCACUUAGAAGCUUUGCUCGCCGCACCGUCGAUGAUGAGUCGUCCAAGGACCACAUUGUCAACCUAAUGAUCGCCCUCCUUGCGCUCGUCUUUUGCGCCCUUCUGUCAGUCACCAUUCUCCUGCUCCUCAAGAGAAUCAAGCAAAAGACGCCCGGGCACAGCGAGGGUCUUCCUCAGUACCGCGACGACCAAAAGCAUUCCAGUAAUCACCGACGUCUAACGAUCUCGACCGGGCCCGGCGCCCCCCGGUCCAGCGUCAUUGUCUUCAAGGAUGGACAGCCCAUGCUGGCCAACCCUGCUUCCCCUCCUCACUCGCCCGACAACGUUCCCGAAAUCCACAUUACGUUCCCGGAUGAGCAGGAUGACCAAGGCCGCCGCCGCAGCGGUCGUGUCCUGGUUGUCAGACUUGGAGAGUCGACCAUUGGCCUCGAACCCCGCCAGGAUGAGCAGCUCCCCGCGUACGAGAAGGAAAGCAACUCGCAGUUUGUCUCGGUCGAUAUCGAGAAGAUCGGCGGCCUCAAGGAGAAGGAGUACCGUUAAAGUGUAGAUAUAAACGGCACAAGUUGAUGAAAAAGAAACAAGACCGACCUGGCAAAUUGAAGAGCUUGCUGUGCUCCUUUCUUUCUUUUCGGCACAUGAGGCUUCUGUUGGGGUUCGCUGUUGCAUUGAUGACUUUUUCAAGUU